UGAGACUGAACAGAGAGGCCGUUCAGCCUGGAUGGAUGAACUCCAAAUACUCUGGGCCCUUCUGCCUGGAUCCAUACUCUGCAUUUAUAGCAAGCCUUUCACAUGCGCCUCGAGGUGCUCCACAGAGGCUGGUACUGCCCAGAUCUUACAAACAGGGAAACUGAGGCAUGGAAGUUAAGCAGCUUGACCGCGGAUGAAGAGCAGGCCCUGGAUGAUGAGACCUUUAUGUAGCCCACCCCUUCACCAGUGGAUCAGCAGCAGGCUCCUUGUCAGCAGCACAAUGUGGUAUCCCAAGCACCACUGUGUGAGGCUGAGGUGAACUCAGGAGAAAGAGACCACCCUAGCAACAGCCAGGAUGACCAGAGCACGGCUGUUCCGCCUCUCGGUGGUGCUGGGUUCCGUCUUCAUGAUCCUGCUGAUCAUCGUGUACUGGGACAACGUGGGGACGGCUCAUUUCUACCUGCACACGUCCUUCUCCAGGCCUCAUGCACCGGGCACUCCACCCACCGCUGCUCAGGAUGAAGACCGCGAAGGCUUGUUGGAUGUGGAUGAGUUUUUAGAGAAGCUACUGAGUUCUGGCCUGAGGCAGAAUGGCCCCUUGAACAGAAAGAUGGAGCAGGCCCCACUUCAGGGCUCCAGCAGGCCUGUCUUGGGCAACCUGGAGGAGAAUGUGAGAGGCUAUGACUGGUCCACCCGCAUUGCCAGAGUGAGUCUGGACCAGGAGAAGCUGCAGGCUGAGCGGCGGAGGACACUGCGUGAGUUCUGUGCCAAUUCCAGCUUCGCCUUCCCCGCUAAGGAACGUUCCUUUGACGACAUCCCCAACUACGAGCUGAACCACCUGAUCGUGGAUGACCGCCACGGCAUCAUCUAUUGCUAUGUCCCCAAAGUGGCCUGCACCAACUGGAAGCGGGUGAUGAUCGUGCUGAGUGAGAGCCUGCUGGAUCAGGGUGCCCCCUACCGGGACCCCCUGGACAUUCCCCGAGAGCACGUCCACAACUCCAGCACCCACCUGACUUUCAACAAGUUCUGGCGCCGCUACGGAAAGUUCUCCCGCCACCUCAUGAAGAUCAAGCUGAAGAAAUACACCAAGUUCCUCUUUGUACGCGAUCCCUUCGUGCGGCUCAUCUCUGCCUUCCGCAGCAAGUUUGAGCUGGAGAAUGAGGAGUUCUACCGGCGCUUUGCCAUACCCAUGCUGAAGCUCUACUCCAACCACACCAACCUCCCCACCUCUGUUAGCGAGGCCUUCAGGGCGGGCCUCAAAGUCUCCUUCCCUGACUUCAUCCAGUACUUACUGGACCCCCGGACAGAGAAGAUGGCCCCUUUCAAUGAGCACUGGAGGCAAGUUUACCGCUUGUGCCAUCCGUGCCAGAUAGACUAUGACUUUGUUGGGAAGCUGGAGACCCUCAACGAAGACGCGGCUCAUCUGCUGCAGCUUCUCAAGGUGGACAGGCUCCUCCACUUCCCCCCCAGCUACCGGAACAGGACUGCCAGCAGCUGGGAGGAGGACUGGUUUGCCAAAAUCCCUCUGGCCUGGAGGCAGCAGCUCUACAAACUUUACGAGGCUGAUUUUGUACUCUUUGGCUACCCCAAACCAGAAAAUUUGCUUAAAGACUAAAAGCAAUUGGAAAUGGGGGGAGGGGGGGUUACCAAAAAUAUUUAAAACUUCACAGUAUCCUCCUCUUAAUCUCCCAACCCAGGAAGAUAAAAUUUAGUAUAUUUUUUCUACUCAUCCCCUUCCAAAUUUGCAAGAAUCCAGGAUACUCCAGCCAGCUGAACAUCACCAGAAGACCCUCCCCCCUCCCUUUGCAAUCAGAAGACGUCCUCGUUCACUCUGUCGGCUGUGUCCUUCGGUCGCUUUUUAUUAAUACUUUUUUAAAAUUAAUAUAUUUAAAAUAUUUAAUACAAAUUGCGUGUUGUGGUGAAGGAAGAGGUGGAGUAAAAAACAAUGCCCCUGCCCUUAUGUGUUGUCUCAGUGCUGUCGUGUGCUGUGGAGGCACCACUUCCAGGAGUGCCCGGGGUUUACAAAACACUGGAGGCUAAACUCAGAGCUGGUGUGUGCAGGCACCGCCCCGUUGAUCUUAGGGCACUUGUCCCUGCUUAUGCCGGGUCUGAAUCUGGCCCCCAGUAGGUUAGAUUGAGCAUGACGUUGCACAGCUGGAGUGCAAGCAAUGACAGACUGGUGCAUGGGGACCAAAGCAGGUGACUGGG
Messenger RNA from Mauremys mutica (yellowpond turtle), 2208 nucleotides. RefSeq names its product carbohydrate sulfotransferase 12 (gene CHST12). Bases 356 to 1615 code for a protein of 419 amino acids. NCBI's taxonomy places the organism in Eukaryota, Metazoa, Chordata, Testudines, Geoemydidae. The transcript is spliced from 3 exons. Gene Ontology annotation, biological process: carbohydrate biosynthetic process; proteoglycan biosynthetic process. Gene Ontology annotation, cellular component: membrane. Gene Ontology annotation, molecular function: sulfotransferase activity. The record is from RefSeq and is a predicted model, not a curated record.